AUGCUCAUUAUAGUUUCAGGAAAUAAAUGCUCUGGCAAGUCUGAAGUUGCUAAUUACUUGAUGAUCAAUGACUAUACGUUGUUGGAACUUGCUCGUCAGUGGCCCCUGCGCACUCCUUCUAUCCCACACACUCUACCGGGUUACAACUUUGAUGCGACAGGCCCUACUGAGGAAGAAACCGAUGGAUUGAUUCAUGUUGGAAACGAAAACCAAUCAUCUACUCCUCGAGUCAACUCUGAUGAAGAGGCUACUAAAAUGUCUAAAAAAUACUUGAAUCUUCUUUCUAAAAAUAUUCGCAAACAAGGACUUAAGGACAAAGGAAUAGAGUUUGAAAAAGUCAAAAGAGAAGAUACACUUGUCAAUGAUUUUGAUUCGACUUUAGAAAAAUGCACACCCCCAAGAAAAAAAACGAUCCGAGAGAUGAUGGACGAGUUUUCUGAAGACGAGGAGGGAGAGUCGAUAUCCCAACAUCACGAAGAAUCUGAAGAAGAUGGUGAAUCCGAUUCUGAAGAGCCCAAAACAAUUUCCGCCAAAAGUUCUAGCGAUAAUUUGAAACCAACUCAAAGCAUCACGGAUCUUAUUUACGAAAUGACUACCUCAGCAACAGACCAUUCUAUGCACACCAAAAAUGUACAUCCAUACGUCUACACCCCAGAAUUGGCAAGUGCAGCACAACCUCAGCUGCUACACGUACCCCAGCCACCCCCUCCCUUCACAGCAUAUAAAACAGCGGAUGGUACAAACAAAAUUAUUUUUGACUCUAUUGAUACUCUUAUUACUUACAUCGUUAAGAAUUGGAGAGAUGAUUUUGUAUUUAUUCUUGAGCCGGGCCCUAAUGCAUAUACCCAGCUCUUGCAAUUCGAAGCCAUACCAUACUCGCUCCAUGUAACUGUGGAAGCACCUAUAAUAACUCGUUGGAAGCGUUUCUUGGGGAAGGUAUAUGAUUUUUCGUUCCCACCAGCAGCUACUAGUACUUCCAGACUAGAGGAUCACUUGUCUAAAACCCUAAUUUUCAAUGGCCAAUCAACUAAACCCGAGUCUGAAGUUUCACCUCCAGUCCUUUUAGAGCGCUUCGUUACGGAUUCUGAUAAAAUCAUGUACGACAUAUCAGAUGGAUUCAAACCACUUGCAGCAGUAGUGGAUCGAGCAAAGUUAACAAUUGUCAAUAACACCGACACAAUCAACUCAUUACAAAUGAAGUUGAGCAGACUCAAUCUUAAAAAUACUGAGCGGUUGCGGCCUUCAUGGGAUCUUUAUUUUAUGCGCCUGGCUGGUCUUGCAGCAUUGAGAUCUAAUUGUAUGAAGCGCCGAGUGGGGUGUGUUAUAGUGCGUGAGAACAGGGUUAUUGCAACUGGAUACAAUGGCACUCCCCGUGGAUUACCUAACUGCAACGAAGGUGGCUGUACUCGGUGUAAUGGGGGUGGGGUAUCUGGGUCAAAUCUUGAUAGUUGCUUGUGUCUCCACGCUGAAGAGAAUGCUUUGUUAGAAGCCGGGCGGGAUCGUGUUGGAUCAACGUCUGUAAUUUACUGCAACACAGCACCUUGUCUUACAUGUUCUAUCAAGAUUGUUCAAAGUGGUAUCAAAGAAGUUGUUUAUGAACAAGCCUACAGUGGUCAAAAUUCCGAAAAUAUUUUCCAACAAGCAAAUGUAGUCAUCCGCCAGUUUGUUCCUCCCAACGAUAAUGUGGUCAUUUGA
Molecule: messenger RNA, 1695 nt
Organism: Magnusiomyces paraingens
Lineage: Eukaryota; Fungi; Ascomycota; Dipodascomycetes; Dipodascales; Dipodascaceae
Exons: 1
Coding region: 1-1695 (564 amino acids)
Molecular function (GO): zinc ion binding; hydrolase activity
Source: RefSeq, a predicted model, not a curated record